This is a messenger RNA of Exophiala oligosperma, 2158 nucleotides long. RefSeq lists its product as uncharacterized. Lineage: Eukaryota; Fungi; Ascomycota; Eurotiomycetes; Chaetothyriales; Herpotrichiellaceae. The record is from RefSeq and is a predicted model, not a curated record. The transcript is spliced from 2 exons. Gene Ontology annotation, biological process: carbohydrate catabolic process; fungal-type cell wall biogenesis. Gene Ontology annotation, molecular function: mannan endo-1,6-alpha-mannosidase activity. Bases 479 to 1849 code for a protein of 456 amino acids.
UAUUAGUUUACUCCAUACAUCAAAAAAAGCAGAAAGCCCCCCAACUUGAGUCGUCGGCUGGAGACUCUUUGUUUGCCCUCUUUCACUCUCUUCAGGACCUUUCACUCCUUGUGACUCUAGAUCUUGCCUUUCAGAUCACACUCGUUUCAAAAAUAACGAAAUCUUUCGUUCUACGUGGAUUCGUCAGUCGCUACCUAUCCUCAACGCCACCACUUCAGAUCUCAACCGUUGAAUCUCCCCCACAGUCCGGGAUCUUCGCAUACCCUAGGCGAUCGCCCCCACGACCCAUCAAAAAAGCCCUCGUGAGCCUAAGCGAACUGGCUGUUAACAACGACAUCAACGGCCGAAGAUCGUGUCUUGCCGGUUGGAAGUCGGAGAAGGGGCUGCAAUAGACACAAAGGAAGAACCCAGAGCACCAGCGCCUGGUCAACGUUCAGUCGAAAGAGUCAAGAAUUCGCACUGUCCCAGUCAAACCACAAUGAAGCCAUUCAGGCGAAGAUCCACCGGAUCGUCCCUCAUGUUAGCCCUCCUGCUAUGCAUCCAACAAUCUCAAGCAAUUACCCUCGACCUCCAAAACACAGAUUCGAUAAAAUCCGCGGCCAAGAUCGUAGCCAACGAUAUGGUCUCAUACUACACCGGCUACCGGCCAGGAGACGUGCCUGGCAAUCUACCAGCACCGUACUACUGGUGGGAAGCGGGAGCCAUGUUUGGAGCGCUCAUCGACUACUGGUACUUCACCGGGGACGAUUCCUACAACGCCAUAACCACCCAGGCAAUGCUUCAUCAGGUCGGUCCGGACAAGGACUUCAUGCCUCCCAACCAAACCAAAACCGAAGGAAACGAUGACCAGUCGUUCUGGGGAAUGGCUGCUCUUUCCGCCGCAGAAAACAACUUCCCCAAUCCUCCCCAAGACGAACCUCAAUGGCUGGCGUUGGCUCAGGCAGUGUUCAAUACCCAAGCGGCUCGGUGGGACACAACAUCCUGCGCUGGCGGUUUGAAGUGGCAGAUUUUCUCCUUCAACGGUGGAUACAAUUACAAGAAUACCAUCUCGAACGGCUGUUUCUUCAACAUGGGUUCUCGCUUGGCCGUGUAUACCAAGAACCAGACCUAUGCCGAUUGGGCUGACAGGAUGUGGGACUGGUGCAGUGCGAUCGGUCUUCGGGAUGACCAGUAUUUCUUCUAUGACGGCAGUGACGAUCUGCUCAAUUGCACCAAACUUGAUCAUCUGCAGUGGACGUACAAUGCGGGCACGUUCCUGGUCGGCGCUGCGAACAUGUACAAUUAUACCAAUGGCAGUCCGGUUUGGGAGAGCCGCCUGAACGGUAUCAUCAGCGGCAUCAACAAGAUCUUUCUCAAAAACAAUAUCAUCUACGAACAAGCUUGCGAACCUGUGGGGACCUGUAAUAUCGAUCAACGCUCGUUCAAAGCUUACCUCGCGAGAUGGAUUGCCGCCGCUAUAGUCAGAGCACCCUUUACCUACGAUCGACUGAAACCCAUACUGGAAACAUCGGCACAGGCCGCGGCGGCAUCAUGCACCGGAGGGGUCAAUGGCACCUCUUGUGGACUGCGGUGGACCACCGGUUCGUUUGACGGGAGCACUGGUGUUGGGGAACAAAUGUCAGCUUUGGAGGUCAUACAGUCGAACCUGAUAACCGUGUCUGCCGGUCCAGUCACGGAAGGGUCAGGAGGUACCAGCAAGGGCAAUCCUAGCGCCGGUACAACAAGCGAUAUUGGUCCUGGAGACCUCCAUGCGCAGCCUGUAACAACGGCAGAUAGGGUUGGGGCCGCCAUCUUGACGGUUUUGAUUUGCUUGGUCGUGAUGGGAGGCGCUUGGUGGAUAAUGGUCUGAACUUAUCGCAGCACUUUGCAUUCAUGGCGUUGAAUACAACAUGGCAACCAUUUGGAAGAGAGCGGCAUUACAACGGUGUUUCUUAGUUUCUGGCUUGAGUUGAAGUCACUCGCGAGAAACCGCCUUGACGAAGAAUCGAGAGUGACGUUCCUGAACUCCUAUGAGAUGCCCUGAUGUCCCGGGGCAAUACAACGGGGAGUUUAUGUGUUAGAAUAGCUUGAAAAGCCGAGAGUAGAAAGACUCGAGCGACUGCCAUGGCCGGAAGAUGACAUUGCCGUGAUACCCUGGAAUAGAAUCCAUAUGAUUUUG